AUGCGAGGGUUGCAUCCAUCAAGUCCUGAUAGUAGUUCACAGUAUCAAGCUAUGUUAACUCCUACUCAAACAGCUCAAGAGUUUGAAUUAUUGGUAGAAGGUGUUGUACGUGGUCCUAGUCAUUCACAUGCAUUGUCAGCAAUACUUGGAGCCAAUACGCGUGAUUCAACAUCUCUGUCAACGUUAUUGGACUGGAGACCAUCGAGUCAAGUACAAUUACAUGCAAAUUCUUCGACUUCAGUACAAGUGACUGGGAAUAUCAAAAGUGAAUUUCUUUGGAUGGUUCCAUAUUGGAAACAAUGGCGACGUCGUUGGAAUAAAGUGGUUUUCUGGUCUAUAGCUUUGGUGAUCUUUACAGCGUCUUUUGUCCUCACAUUUGCGUUUCCAAAACAAGUGGCUACAUUUCUACCUUUGGUUUUGGGAUCAGGUCUGAGUCUUCUCUCAACAGUUAUAAUUUUUGGAUCAUUUCUAAAACGACGAAGAUUACAGAAACGACCCAAUGAUUGCUUGGCAUAUGUUGCGUUAAGCGACUUUGGAUUUGCGAUACUUACGUUGGUUCAUGUGAUGAUUAUGUGUAAUGCCACUAAUGGAGAGUGUCGGUCGUUAGUUAUGAUACCAUGUACCAUUUCUAUAAGUGUGGAUCUUUUUUUAUUAUUGACUGGAAUUGGGUGGUUUGGUGCCGCAAUUUUGCAUCUUUUUGUGUCAAUUUCGAACCCAUUUGCAAAUCACAAACGUCAAUUAAUAUUGUACCAUGUUGUGGUUUGGGGAGGCUCAGUACUUGCAAGUACCAUUUUACCAUUUAGUCUCUUUUCCGAGUAUACUCAAGAAAAGUAUCAACUUACAAACACUGAGUUAUGUCGAAUCGUGUCACUUGUCUUUCCACUUCUUCCUACGGAUGCAAUCAAGUCAAAAAGUAUGAAAAGACAUCGAAUAGCACAAUGGCAAGAUUUAAAUCUUGCAUUUUAUGGCAUUGUGGGUGGUACCGUGAUUUUGAUCAUUUUUGCCGCUCAAUUGGGUCUUUUUAUAAGUUGGUGGCGUUCAAAUAGUGGUACAAUCAUUGCACUGAAAGCUCGUCGUCGUCUUUUAAAACGUAUGACCAUUUAUGUUCAUGCUUUUACUAGUAUGUGGAUCGUUUUGAUUGCUAUCUUUUUCAUCUAUCGUACUAAUAUUCAAGCUCUUGAAGAGAUUCAAGUGAAUGAUUCAAAUGUACCAAAUGAUGCCAAAAUGAAUAUUUUGCGUCUGUGUUUUCACUUUCUUGUUACUGGUAAAGGAUUUGUCACUAGUAUCGUGUGGCUUAGUGUUAAUAAACCUUGUUGUGUGCUUGAGCUCGUGUCUUGUGGUUUACAUCAUUGUACCAAUAAUGAUGAAGAUGCAUCUCUUGAUCAUUCAGCAUCGCUUUCAGCAUCAUCUUCAGACUCAUAUACUCGAAAUUAUACUGAGACUACAUGUACCACAAGAGUCCCAUAUGAAAAUGGGCAUGUGGUACAAGAACCUAUAAUCUCACCAACAUUUUAUGAUACUGGUACACAUGAUGUUUUACAAUCACAAGACCAACCAUCAUUCCCAACAUUUGAUCAAAUUUCACGUUUAAGUCGUUUAUCAGCUUCAUAUGAAACUUCAACUAUUGAAUCGUAUGAAGCUUCACAAUCUCAUGAAAUCUUACAGCGAGAGAUUAUUUAUUAUACAGUCUGUGGAAUUACAAAAGCAAUUAUUCGUGCUGCCGAACGUGCAAAUGUUCGAUCAAGUGAAGUAAUAGAAACAAGAGCAACAUUAAAUGAUUGUGAGAAUGGAAUAGAAACAACUUUAUUUGUGGAUGAUCAAGACCAUCAUUCAGUUCUCUCGAAUGUUCAGAAUGUACCACCUCGAAGAUAUUGUGUACCUCGUGUACCACAUUCUAUAACACCUUCUCAUUCUCUUGAUGCUUUUGAUGAAGAAGUACAACGUAGCAGUCAUUUAUUACCACGACCAACAUCCUUUUCAUGUGUAUCAAGAAGAGAUUCUACAAGUUUUCGAUCUAGUCAAGAAACCUUCCAAUCGAAUCUAUUGGUAGAAACUCGUCCAUGUUUGAUUAAUAGCCAAUCAAGAAGUCGAAAUUCUCUUUAUCCCGUUUCUCAAGUUCCAUUUGAGCUUUUUGAACAAGAAAUUGAGCUGCAAAGUACUCGAUCAUCAAGUGAUGAACCAAUUGAAGAAACUUCCACACGUUCGGCAGUUUUUGCAGGUUUUCGACGUACUGCAACAUCAGCAUUUAAUCAACGACGUGGAGGUUAUCGAGGUCGAAGUAAAAGUUCUGGAUCGGAAAUUUUUCAAAGUUGGAUAUCUCGUGAAAUGAUUCCUGAUGAAAUUAAACCAAAAGUGUUUGUAGAUUAUGCUCCACGUGCAUUUCGUGCAAUUCGAUUGGCAUUUCAACUUUCCGAUGAAAAAUAUUUAGCAAGUUUUCGAACAACAGCAAAAGAACGUGUAAGUUCGGGAUCAAGUGGUGCAUUUAUGUUUUUUUCAGGAGAUAAAUCACUUUUAGUCAAAAGUUUAAAAGAAAAAGAAUGUCGAGCGUUGGUACAUAUGGCACCAGCUUAUGCACGAUAUUUGACUGGAAAUCCUCAUUCCCGACUUAUUCGAUUCUUUGGAUGUCAUCGAGUUCGUUUAUAUGGACGCAAUUUUUAUUUUGCUGUCAUGUCAAAUGUUCUUCAUAGUGAAGGUCAUACAUCUAUGAUAUUAGAAAAAUAUGAUGUGAAAGGAUCGUGGGUGAAUCGACAAGCACGUCGACCACAAAGUGGAGAUCGAGUGACAUGUGCAGAAUGCGAUGCAUCAUAUAUUUUUGAUAAUGGUGAUGAGAUUUCGUCUGUAAUCGACAAUCAAGAUGGUUGUAAUUCAAUUGAAACAUCAACAUUUCCUUUUCAUAUUCAUCGACCAGAUAUUGUUUUCAAAGAUUUGGAUUUAAAACGUACAUUGCAAUUACCUCGACACAUUGCCAUGCAUUUACAUACCCAAUUGAGAUCUGAUUGUGAAUUUUUACGAGAUCGUGGAAUUAUGGAUUAUUCGUUAUUAAUUGGAAUUCAUAAAUGUCAUUCUCGAUCUCAAAGUUUGAAUGAAAGAAAUGAUUCAAUAGAAAUUGAAGCAUCAAUUCAUCAUUGCGAAGAUAUUAAUUCUGGAAUGAAUCUAGCACCACUUGGAGAGAAAGAAAUAUAUUUUAUUGGAAUUAUUGAUAUUCUUCAAGAAUGGGAUUGGGAGAAACAAUUUGAAAAAGCUGGUAAAGUUUUACUUGGUAAAUGUGCUCGAGGGAUUUCAGCAAUUGCACCAACAGCAUAUUGUCGACGAUUUCAAGCUCGAUGUACUCAAAUUUUACUUGGUGGACCAGCUCCGGAAACUUUAGAUCCAAAUUGGGAUGAAAUGGAUUUGAAUGGGCGUGAAAAGUCCCGUCUUAAUUCAAAGAAUGUCAAGGAAAUGGCCGUUUUGACGUGA
Molecule: messenger RNA, 3456 nt
Organism: Plasmopara halstedii
Lineage: Eukaryota; Oomycota; Peronosporomycetes; Peronosporales; Peronosporaceae
Product: Phosphatidylinositol-4-phosphate-5-kinase (Pi-PIPK-D9/GPCR-PIPK/PiGK9)
Exons: 1
Coding region: 1-3456 (1151 amino acids)
Biological process (GO): phosphatidylinositol metabolic process
Molecular function (GO): phosphatidylinositol kinase activity
Source: RefSeq, a predicted model, not a curated record